GUUCAAUAUUGAGAAACCCGAAGUCCGCUACAAAAAAUAGACACAGGAAAGUUCUCGAAUUGAACAUUGAAAGUUUGGCAUCUCAGAUCAGCCUUGUUCACAUGAUGCCGGUGAGUACUUCAACCCUGAAGCAGAUAGCUGCAAUUGGAGGAAUUAUUUCUCUCGGAGGAGCAGGAUAUUUCUACAAGGGAAUACAAGAUAAUGUAGCUAAAGGAUCAUACUACUCCAAGUCAGUAGAGAUUCUGUGUAACCAUAGAGGUGCUACUGAUGUCCUUGGCUUGCCUAUAAAGACCAAGUUUGUUAAUCUUGGGAAUCAGUUUAAUGCUGUCUCCGCUUUACAGGCUAAUCUUGCUAUACCACUGAGAGGUUCAAUAAGACCAGGAGUAAUGUACACAUGGUCGUCAAGACAAACCAUGAUGGAUGACUGGACAGUUCAGAGAAUAGACUUGGAGAUCACAAGCCCCCAGAGAAAAGUCACAAUCUACAAAGCGCCCUCUAGGGACCAGGAACAGUCAUUGGAAGGAGGAGAUAAUGCACCACUCUGGGACUCAAGUGAAGAAUUAGGGAAUAGAUGACACUGUUAAGAAUGGUUUCACUUGCAAUGGAUAACUCUUUCAUUCUCCAGUGGUGACCAUUAACACAGGUUAUUCAAAUGUUAUCGUCACUUGCAAUAGAUUGCAACAGGCGAUCAGUAACGUGCCAUUCACAUGUUAUCACCCGAUGCAAUAGCUUGCAUCGGGUGAUCGAUAAUGCAUCAUUUGGAUGUUAUCGUCACUUGCGAUAGAUAAUAUUUUCAGCAGCAGCAUUUUCAUUUAUGAAGCGUCACAACGCAAAUCUGUAUGAUGUACAACCUAAGCUCUGCCCGGUUUGAACCAGUGGUAAUCUGUAAGCUUCAGAAUCAGACGUCAUCAAGACUUGCUUUGCAUAAAUAACACAGUUGUGUUCUUGACUGGUGAUAGAUCACACAUAGCAAUCAGUCACCACUCCUAAUGAAGGAGUCAUGUGACUCAGUCAUGUCAUGUGAUUCAGUCAUGUGAUAUAUCACCACGUGAUUGAUAGCAUUGUCCAUCACCUUUGAAGAUAAUGUCUGUAAGUGGGUUAUUAUUGCUUUUCUAACCAUAUUGUAUAACAAAUGGCUGCCAUAACUUGUGUAUCUAGUGGAACUCUUUUUACUUUGACACAGUGUUGUAACUUUUUUUUUUUAUCAAAAGCUUGGAUUGGACUGAACGUUGGGUGAUAGAUUACCCAGUCACGAUAAAGGGUUCCUCAACAACAGUAAAACAAAAAGGAAAAGGAGGAUGUGCAAUAACUCAAUUUGUAGAAUAGUGGUGAAUUUGAUUAUGUCUGUAGUCAUUGAUUUUAGAAUCAAAUUUUGUCUAAUGAAACACCUCUGAAUAAAAUGGAUCAUCAGUUUUGCAAAGUUCAUCUACUAUCUUGCAAAUCUUUUUCCAAGAUUUUAAGACAUCAAUUAAGACAUGAUUUGUUUCUUGAAUAAAUGUUCAUCUGUUAAAAUCAAUUUUAAUAUCAAUUUUGGUUGAUGAAAAAGUCCCUGGCUUUCAGUCAACAAUGUGUGACCUUUCAGGCAUUAAUCCCCUGUACACAUUCCUUCAAUAAGGAUGUUAAGUAAUUUUCCCCUGGUGCCUUACAAACUAUAAAAUGAAAGAGAAUGCCAUACAUCUUGUUUUGGAUGACCAAUAUUUCACUGAUUCUAAGCUCAAUUUGUGAUAUUCUACAAAACUAAGAAUAAAUAAAGCCCUUGUUUAUUUAUUUAUUACAAACUAUUGUAACAGAAAUACUUGUAACAUUAUCUAAAAUGUUGUGUCUCUAAAUAUGAAAUGAUGAUUAAAUUUGGUGUGCUGUCAUUAUUACAGAUAAUGACAGUACUAUCAUAAUGUGAAUAA
Molecule: messenger RNA, 1901 nt
Organism: Lytechinus pictus (painted urchin)
Lineage: Eukaryota; Metazoa; Echinodermata; Echinoidea; Temnopleuroida; Toxopneustidae
Exons: 5
Coding region: 102-575 (157 amino acids)
Biological process (GO): mitochondrial respiratory chain complex I assembly; mitochondrial respiratory chain complex IV assembly
Cellular component (GO): mitochondrial inner membrane
Source: RefSeq, a predicted model, not a curated record